GACAUAUAUUUGUUGUUUUGUUUUACUUGGGCUGUUAUAUGUGUUUUUGUGUGCUCUGUAUAAGUACAAAACAGUUCUCUCUUUUUUGCAUUUUGUACAAUUUUGUUUUAGAAGUAAAAAGACGUGAAAAUGCGUUUGUGGUUUUACAUUUUAUUGGCAUCAGUCCUUGUCUUAACCUUUGAAAUGUGUGCCGAAAGCUACCACGCUCCAGAAUGUAAUCAUUCAACAUAUGCAGGAAUUAUGCAGCGCAUCACAUAUGUUAUGUAUCACACCUUAGAAACUGCAAGGGACAGCUAUAGAAGAACGAAACAAUAUAUUGAUCAUUACAAAGUACAUUUUGAUCAAAGACAAACGGUUGUGGAGAAUAAAUUAUAUGAAAUAAGUGCCAAACUGGUGGACAUUCACACAGCCGUUCUAGCAAUUACUACUGGGCCGACAAAUAAAAUAUCGCCGACAAAUGUUGGAAACGAAAUUACAGAUAGGUUUGGCAACGUGCCAACUAACAUGAAUUAAAAUAUACUUUUUAGAUUCCACUUGUUGUACAUCAAUCAAUUUCUGAAAUGCUAAGCAUCAUUCGAUUUUUUAGGGUUUUUUGUCGGGAGAAUUCCUUUCGAUUUUCUACGGUUUUUUGAACCACAUUUUCCCUCUUACUAGAAUGGAUUUUUCAAAAUUCUUUCAAUUUGCUAGGGAUUUUUUGACGAACAAGUGAGGAACCUUUUUUAGUUCAUCAUUUUUUUUUUUUUUUUUUUGAGAAACCGAGGGUAAUUUCCGCAGAAAUUUGAUGACGAUUUUGCAAACAAUUGAAUAUAACCUCAUACAACGAAUUUUGUGGAAUUGUGGUCGAACAAAAUCGGAUAAAAUUUAUGAAAUUCAAAACGAGAUUAAAGAAUGUAUGCGUGCAAUUAAUAACCGUGUCGCACCAUGAUCCAUUCCUUAACGUAACAGCAAAGAAAAUUAGUUUAAAAGUUUUUUUAAGUUUUUAAAGUUUAGUUGAUUGCAUUUUACGGGUAAUAAAAAUUCUAUAAAAAAUGUCACGUGAGUAAUUUAAUUUAUUAUGAGAGAUAGAUAGAGAGAGAGAGAGAGAGAGAGAGAGAGAGAAAUAGUUGUUUCGGGGCGUGGUCAAAACCGGUUUGGACAAAACCCGCUUUUUCAUACUACUAUUAUUAAAAUCAUUUUUAUUCUUUUUUUAUUUCAGAUUGACUGUAGAUGACUAAAAUGGGCGUUAUCCAAUACAGUUGGGACUAAUAACAUCAGACUAGUAAGAUAGUUAUUACUUAUUACUAAUAAUUUCUAAUAACUGGUAAUAAGAUGUCAUCUUAUUAGUGUAAUAAGUAUAGUAAUAAGUAUAGUUAUUAGAAUGUUACUAGUCAGAAGACUAAUAAGAUGCAUGUAUCUUAUUAGUAUAGUUUCUCAUCAGUAUAUUUCGAUUGGUGUUACUAGAAGCAAAUACUACUGAAACACGAAAAACAGCAGUAAGGCAGUCAAAAUCACAAAAAAACUUCCGGUCGAUUUUUCUCGAAUUUCCAAUGGGAAAUCGGCAAAAAUAAACUACUUUUUGGCCUAAAAUCAAAAUCCGGUGGAAUUUGGCUGAUUAGUGGACUUUCAGGAUUUGGCCUGGUUUCUAGAACUUCCAAAAUGUAAUUCCAUAUACAUAUAUUAUUCGAGUAAUUUUAUACAGGAAUCUGGGCUCUCGUGCCAGGAUUUUAAAAAAAUACGAAGAAAACGAAAUAAAAAAUAAAAAAAUAUAAAAUUACAAAUAUCUAUUGUAAAGAUGUCUUCUAUUUGUCUGACAAUAUUUUGCAAUUGAAGACAUUUUUCGAUCGCGCGCGGAUGUGCAUUCAUUUUUUUACAGACGAAUAUUUCGGAAUAUUUAUAUUUGUAAUUUUGUAUAUUAUGUGGAACUUAUAAGUUUACAUCAUAGGGCCUCAUUGGUCGUUGUUAGAUUAUGGGUUUGUGACUUAAAACCGCUACAAUAUUAGAAACCUUCCUUACUCAAAUGCUCAUAAAACCAAAAUUAAGU
This is a messenger RNA of Contarinia nasturtii (swede midge), 2020 nucleotides long. RefSeq lists its product as uncharacterized. The coding region runs from base 130 to 513 and encodes 127 amino acids. The record is from RefSeq and is a predicted model, not a curated record. Lineage: Eukaryota; Metazoa; Arthropoda; Insecta; Diptera; Cecidomyiidae. The transcript is spliced from 3 exons.